CAGCAGCGGCAGCAUCAACAUGGCAGCUUUCUGAGUGUUUAGAGGAGGUAGAGGUGUCAAUAAAAACAUUAAUUCACUCUUUAGAGGCAACGACAUCGCUCGGUUACUCGCGUUGGGCAGAGGUCGGCCUACAGCGGGACAAUGUCGAGCGACGGGAAUAAUAAAAAGCAGUUCUGGAAACGGAGUACGAGCAAGGUUCCCGGCAGCAUCCAGCAUGUGUACGGUGCUCAGCACCCCCCCUUCGACCCCCUGCUGCACGCCAAUCUGAUCAAGGCGGGGCCCAAGCCGGCCCCCGUGACCCCGGGCGGUAAGCCCAAGAAGGCCACCACCUUCCAGGAGUUCGAGAGCAUCACCAGCGACGCCUGGGAGGUGGGCGACGACGACGACGACGAGCUGCUCGCCAUGGCCGCGCACAACCUCAACAUCGAGGUCGUCAUGGAGACCGCCAACAAGGUGAUCGAGAACCAUAGCAAGCAGCAGGAGAGGCAGCGGCGGGACGACGAGACGGAACGCCAGGAGGAGGACGAGCAGGAGGAGCAGCAGCAGGAGAAGGAGGAGGAAGAGGAGGCCACCGCCGAGGAGGAAGAGGAGGAGCAGCAGGAGGAGGGAGGGUCGUGUCGAGGGGAGGGGACGGAGGAAGAGACCGCCAGCACUGAGACGUCGUUGGGUCCCCACGGCGACAGCCGGCUCGUCAAGUCCCACAGCGAGGCUCCCAUUGGCUCUCCCAGAGACGAGGCGGCGGAGCGAGGGCCGCUCCACCGCCAGCGCUCCCUGCCCCCCCGGCCCCCCCUCAUCCCCAUGGUGGCGCGCAUCGCCGACCAGAACACCAGCGGCUCCCCCGUCAUGACGGAGCGGGAGGCCUCGCGCCUCGACAAGUUCCGCCAGCUCCUCGCCGGGCCCCACACCGACCUGGAAGAACUCCGGAAACUCAGCUGGUCUGGCAUCCCGCGACAGGUUCGACCAAUCACAUGGAAGCUGCUCUCGGGUUACCUCCCUGCCAAUGCAGACAGGAGAGAGUGCGUUCUCCAGAGAAAGAGACAAGAAUACUUCGGCUUCAUCCAGCAGUACUACGACUCCAGGAACGACGAGCACCACCAAGACACCUACAGACAGAUCCGUAUAGACAUUCCUAGGAUGAACCCAGAGCGAUUGGUUAUGCAGCCCCAGGUGACCGAGAUUCACAUUGACAUACCGAGAACUAAUCCUCUUAUUCCUCUCUUUCAACAAGCUUCUGUCCAAGAGAUCUUCGAGCGUAUCCUCUUCAUCUGGGCCAUCCGCCACCCGGCCAGCGGCUACGUCCAGGGCAUCAACGACCUCGUCACGCCCUUCUUCGUGGUCUACGUCUUCGAGUACAUCGAGGAGGAGGUGGAGAACUUUGACGUGUCCAGUCUGCGGGAGGAGUCACUGCGGAACAUCGAAGCUGACAGCUUCUGGUGCAUGAGCAGACUGCUGGACGGAAUACAGGAUAACUACACGUUCGCCCAGCCCGGGAUUCAGAGGAAAGUCAAAGCCCUGGAAGAGCUGGUCAGCCGGAUCGAUGACUCCGUGCACCUCCACAUGCAGCAAUACGAAGUUGAGUAUCUGCAGUUUGCGUUUCGUUGGAUGAACAACCUGCUGAUGAGAGAGCUGCCGCUACGAUGUACCAUCAGACUGUGGGACACCUACCAGGCUGAACCUGAGGGCUUCUCUCAGUUCCAUCUCUACGUCUGCGCCUCCUUCCUGGUCCUUUGGAGGAAGGAGAUCCUGGAGGAGAGGGACUUCCAGGGGCUGAUGAUCCUGCUGCAGAACCUGCCCACAAUGCACUGGGGCAACGAGGAAGUGAGCGUGCUGCUGGCCGAGGCCUACAGGCUGAAGUUCGCCUUCGCAGACGCACCCAACCACUACAAGAGAUGAUGAGCGGAGGAGAUCUGCUGCUCUCUCCUCCUCUCCACUGGUCUACUGGACUCUCCUCCUCUACUGGUCUCUCUUCUUUACUCCACUCUCCUCUCCUCCCCCCUCCACCCUCUAUUUUCUCCUCUCCUCUCCUCCUCCUACUCCCUCCUUCUCCCUCCUC
Molecule: messenger RNA, 2053 nt
Organism: Gadus morhua (Atlantic cod)
Lineage: Eukaryota; Metazoa; Chordata; Actinopteri; Gadiformes; Gadidae
Gene: tbc1d22a
Product: TBC1 domain family, member 22a
Exons: 15
Coding region: 142-1893 (583 amino acids)
Biological process (GO): activation of GTPase activity
Molecular function (GO): GTPase activator activity
Source: RefSeq, a predicted model, not a curated record